This is a messenger RNA of Fusarium odoratissimum NRRL 54006, 1743 nucleotides long. RefSeq lists its product as uncharacterized. The record is from RefSeq and is a predicted model, not a curated record. The transcript has a single exon. Bases 1 to 1743 code for a protein of 580 amino acids. NCBI's taxonomy places the organism in Eukaryota, Fungi, Ascomycota, Sordariomycetes, Hypocreales, Nectriaceae.
AUGGCAACCUCUUCUACUUUUAAAAAUGAACUGCUGGCCAAGUUCCAGGCUGCUUAUUGGGCUGCUCCUCAGAGUCCCUUUUCAUUAGCUUACUCCAAUGCUCUUUUGUCCACAGAUGCUUCUACUCGAGAUGCGGAAAUCGACACAGUUAUGAAAGAAUUUGGCUAUGACUCUCUCACCGGGUCUCAGAUUAAUCGCAUCACCAACACUGACAACCUCUCUCCGGUACCCGCGGCUUCAGUGGCGCCAAACAGCACUCCAGCCAAGUCAUCCAGCCCAAUUCCAACUAGCCCACCUAUUACCACGCCAGAUACGACUGGUGCCAGUGCUUAUAUCUUCCUCGCCUUUACGGGCUCAUACAACGUCACAUCAGAUGGCUUCCCAGAUUCUACCAACGAAGUAAUCGUUAAUACUGCCGGAACUCUAGACCUAGGCACAUCUCAGCCACCACUGAAGCCCGAGGUCCUCAUAGACGACCAGAACAAGAACUGGGUUCAGUGGGAAGUGAAGCCCGACUCUGAGUGGUAUAUAGUCACAUUCUCUUCAACGGUUGACACUAAACUUGGCUCGACCUUUCGCGAGAUGGAUGGCUUUCGCUGCGUGGUUGACUCGGGAGGAAAGCAAACCAAUACUCCAAUCUCAGCCCAAUGCCCAACACUGAAGCCAAAGAUCGGCAAUUCAUUAUCUGAAUUCAUGGCCUUCCUUCAACAGCCCUAUACAUGGGCAGGACUGUCGUUCGCUGGCGCAGUGAUGUUAUGCCUCAACCGCUACAAGCACAAAACGGAAAGCCACGAAGCUUCAGAGAAGGAGAAGGCUGUCUACCAGGAGCGCCUAGGAGUGAUCAAUGAUAUUGCGCGCAAGGGAGCUGAUAUCGCUGCAAAGGACAGCAUCUCAGAAGCCACUCCGGCUGAGCGGAUGGAGUUGCAUAACCGAAUGAGGCAGAGUGUCAAGAACAUUGUCCAGGAGUUCUAUGACAAGCCUGCAAAUAGAACGGCCGAUUUCAAUGCCGCCACGACAGCUUUAUCACAAGAAUGUAAGAAGGCAGCUGCAGAUGCCUUAAGAGGAUGGUCCAACGAAGUCGUUGUUGCUGGUAACUGCUCUGACCUAAGCAAGUACGUAACUUCUUACAUGGACGAGCAUAACCUGAUGGCCCCAGAAGAUCGUGAGAAGACGUCAGCGAUCUUUCUGGAAGCCAUAGACCAUAGAGCCAUGAAAGCAUACAAAGGCGCUACCAAGGCAAGCGGAUCACCUGAGGCUGCCUUUGACGCCGUGGCGGAUAAGUAUCUCAAGCUUGCACUCAUAAACCAUCAGCUCGAAGGCCUCGGAUCAAAGCUUCAGACCAGCACUGGAAACAUCGCAACAGCUGAAGCUGAAUUGAACAUGGCAAGGCUGGACCUUCGAAGAAAGCAGCAAACAAGUCAAGAUACGCACACUGCAUGGCAAAAUCUCGUUGAUCAAGUCCGGGAAGCAACUGCAAGUAAGCAAAACACUACGGAGCUUGAAGAGCAAGAGAGGCAAGCGAGGGCAGCUUACAACAUUGCCGAAGUCAGUGAGGAUGAGGCGCAGAAGCACGUGUCUACGCAGGAGACGGCCCAUAAGAAGGCGAUGGACGAUGAGACGAGAUGGAAGAGUGAACAGGAAAAGGGUGAGGAGGAACGCAAUAAAUUGGAGGGGGAAACACAGAAUACAGAGAACGGUGUAAUGAAGCAUCUAGGUGGGGGAGAGGAGGGGGGGAGGGAGUAA